AUGGCGGAAGAAGGGACUCGUCCUGCUGUUUUAGAGAGGAUCACAGACGAUCAUCUUAAGUGCUCAAUCUGUCGAGAACUGUACAAAGAGCUAAAGACUUUAUCCUGUUUGCACAGGUUUUGUAUGCAGUGCCUCGUGACAUACCGGCAGUCUCAUUGGGAUUCUGACCAUUUGAUGUGUCCACUAUGUCGCCAACAAACAUCCGUUCCCGGGGGUGACAUCAGGAAUCUCGCUACAGAUUUUGCACCGGCAUCGUUGGAAGAAGUGGUGCAGAAAGAAUAUGGACCCACAAUACAGACAUGCAGUAUUCAUGAACAAGGAAAAUGCGAACUUUUCUGUGAGACUUGUACCAAACUCAUAUGUCUUACGUGCCUGACGGAGUCCCACAAACGUCACGAGUUUAAAGAGGUCAGACGCAUGAACAUCGCCGAUAAGAGGAAAAGAAUCAAAGACAAAAUACCACAGUACCAAAAAUCCGUGGCAGAUCUCACGCAGGCUUUACAAUCCGUGGACAAAGAAAAACGAGACUUCGCAGUAGCAAUGGUGAGACUCAAGGAGGAGGUAGAAGGUGAAGCUAGAGUUAUGAAAGACAAAGUGGACGAUUCAAAGCGAAGCAUCUUGCGUCAGCUCGAUCAGAUCCAGACGGAGAGGGAGAAAGAGCUUAAGGACUUCUCUCACGACCUCAACUUUAUGAGAAAAACCACGCAGAAGCUUCUUGACGAAUCCAACCUUGUACUAGAAACGAACCAUCAAUAUGUGUUCCUCCAGAAAUAUACUAGUACCGGUAUGGGUUCGCUCGGUAAAAACCGGCGUCGUAUUCCUAGCAUGAAGAAUAAUCCAGUAGUUACAUUCACGCCGUGUGAGAAAGACAUUCCCGUGGGAAAAGUGUUGAAACACAGUACUAUUUUCAAAAUAAAAGGUCUAAUGAUAGAUCUUGUGUGGUUUCUAAAGAUGGUCAUGAUAGCGGUGGUGAUGUUUAUUGGGUUAGUGACGUGUGUGGAGGCGAUGGUUGGAAUUACGACGAAAAUGGCAGUGCUGAGCUUGGUUGUAAUGCUCUGUAUUUUGAAGAACCUGAUCAAAAUCGGUGCAGUUCACAAAAUGAAAAGUAAAAUGAAAGCUGUUGUGAAGUUUCUAAGCAUGGUCAUGAUGAGGGUGGUGAUGCUCAUGAUGUUAGUCACGCUUGUGGUGAUGAUGAUUGGAAAAACAACGAUAAUAGCAAUGAUGUGCUGGGUUAUAACUAGCAUGUUCUGUAUUUUGUAG
Molecule: messenger RNA, 1260 nt
Organism: Patiria miniata (bat star)
Lineage: Eukaryota; Metazoa; Echinodermata; Asteroidea; Valvatida; Asterinidae
Product: tripartite motif-containing protein 59-like
Exons: 1
Coding region: 1-1260 (419 amino acids)
Biological process (GO): positive regulation of DNA-templated transcription
Cellular component (GO): nucleoplasm; chromatin
Molecular function (GO): ubiquitin-protein transferase activity; zinc ion binding
Source: RefSeq, a predicted model, not a curated record